AUGCCUUUAAUGGGUCCAGGGGAGGACGUCGAUCUGUCGACUCUACCUCUUUCAUUCCUUGAGUCAUACCCAUUCCCGGCCUUCGUCUUGGUCGUACCCACCAACUCCAGGACACGACCCAAGCUGAUCUCUCGAGAUACGGAUAUAACCGUAAGAAAGUAUCAUGCUGACCCGUAUGACGAUGUCUCUCCUCUCGGUGGACCUUCGCGUCAACCUUUCCCGUCUGACCCUGUCACAUGGGGAAAUGAGAAGUGGUAUCAACUCACUCAAGGUAGAUCGAUUGGAGAUUGCAUAGAUAUGAAUGCUCAGAAUAAAAUGCAAGCUUGGAUCGAAGGUGAAGGCGAAUCCUCGGAAGAGUCAUCAUUACCACCUUCAUCACCUCAGAUAGACAAAAGUGCUUCAACAAGAGAAUCAGGAUUAGAAGGUGGAUUUGUACUUGAUAUCAAGUGGCCCAAACCUUGUUCAUUGUUAUUAGCCAAAACAGUCUUACCGCUCUCGCCUGCCUCAACGACACAUACAUUCUGCGUAAUCACCUCCCAACACAUAUAUUCGAGUUCCAUAUUCCCACAGACUACCUCUUCAUCACCUCGCCCAUCUUGGUCGAACCUGACCUCACCUACGGAAAGACCAUCGAACCCAAGUUUGAGAUCAUCAAUCUCCACCCAAUUCAGAGAUGCAGCAGAAUCAACAUCACAACAGCAACAACAUAGGAUGUCGGAUGUUUCAGAAGCUAGAUCAUCUUCGUUCGCUUCCACUGCUGAUACUAGGUCCUCGUCUGCCUCUCUACAUCGCGAUUCGUCUUCAACAGGAUUUAGGACUUCCAUUGAUGUCGGCUCGUCAGCUUCGCAGAUCGGUUCACCCUCCACUACACCCGGAUCCACUUUCAAUGCGAAGCCCGCUACGUCAUAUUUCAGUAAUUCACUAUCGGGCACGACUCCUUCAUCCACAUCGAGGGAGAAAGACGGGGACGAAAGGGUUAAAUCUAGACCAAGUCUAAGGAAAAAUUCCCCACGCGGAACGAGAGUACCGAUACCUUCGUCUUCUUCAACCAAGUCGAGACCGAAUGAUAAUCAGAUAGAACAGUUUUGGCAAUUGGUAGAAAAUAUAGAUUGGUCCAAAACACCUUUAGGUGAUAGAGCGUUGUGGAAAGACGCGAUAGAUCCAGUAUUGUCGAUCACAUUCGAAUCGAGAUCUUCAGAUUGUGUUUGGCUGGGACCGGACCUUCGAUUGAUAUAUAACAAAGGAUACAGCCUCUUGUUGGAUCAUCCCAAAGCCUUUGGCUCCCCCGCAAAGGAAGUUUGGGCACCUAUCUGGCACACGAUUGAGCCUUAUGUGAAGCAGUGUCUGGCUGGGACACCAGUGUACAAAGAUGACGAUCCGAUAUUCUGGAAAAGAUACGGAAACAACACAUUACUGGAGCACUACCAUUCUUGGAGAUAUGUCCCUAUUGUGGGUAAAGACGGUUCGAUCGUAGGUAUUUUCAACCAGUCUAUGGAAGUGACCGAGAAAGUCCUCCAAGAUAGACGCUUGGCCUCCUCAAGGGAUCUAUCAGAACGGAUAUUGAUUGUUAGAUCAAUGGAAGAAUAUUUCGGUGCUAUUACAGAAGUCUUAGAAGAAUAUCCUAAAGACGCCCCCUUUUUCAUGUGUUAUAAAAUCCAACAGGUGGAAAACAACGCUUCUCACGUCCAAGUCGAUGCUACCCUUGAAGCCUCUGUGGGAGUACCUGAAACUCAUCCUUCGGCUCAACAGAAAUACUCAUUCACCUUACCGCCUACAAGGACAAGAGCGAAUUUUGGACCCAAUGUCGAUAGGAUAUCUUCGCCUACACUAUCGGCUAUCUCGGCCCUGUCAUCAGGUAGUGGAAGAGUCUGUCAUGUCACUUCGGACGGUCAUCAAUGGCCCAUCCUCAAGGCACUCCAUACACGUCAAUGUGUGAUUGUUGAUGAUUGUAGGGAACUCAUCGAAGGAUACUCAAUCAGACAAUGGGAUGAAUUGCCCUUCGCUGCUAUAGUCAUCCCCAUAUGUAGUGAUGGAUCGAUAGAUAUCCCCGAUGCGGUGAUAAUCAUGGGAUUGAACGUUAGAAGACCUUUUGAUGCCGGGUACGACGGAUGGGUGAAUUCAAUCCGAGCUCAGCUGGUCCAGUCCAUGUCGACUGUGAAGGCUGCGGAAGCGGAACAAAGGAUGGAAGAGGAUAAUACCAGAAUGGAAAGGGCCAAAACGGCUUGGUUUAGGGGGGCUGCUCACGAUCUACGCAGUCCGCUGACACUCAUCGCUGGACCCCUCUCGGAUCUGUUAGAUGACAAUCCCACGCCCAAACAGCGUCUGGCGAUUACCACUGCUCAACGUAAUAUCGACCGACUCAUGCGACUUAUCAACGCCCUCAUGGACUUCUCUCGUCUCGAAGCGGGUCGAAUGGAAGGUAGAUUCUUACCUACGGAUUUAGGCGAGUUCACCACUGGACUUGCCGGGCUAUUCAGACCAGCCGUGGAAAGAUUGGGAAUUCAAUAUACGAUCGACGUCGAACCUCGUGAUCAGCUGACAUAUGUCGAUCCGACCCUGUUCGAAACUGUCUUAUCCAACAUCAUUGGUAAUGCUCUCAAAUAUACCGAGAAGGGAAGUAUCACCGUCCAAAUCAGAUAUACAGACUAUGCCGAAGUCUCAGUUAUAGAUACCGGUGUGGGUAUACCUGAAGAUGAAAUACCGUUGGUCACCGAAUGGUAUCACAGAGCCACCAAUGCCAUUCAUGCUGGUACUCAAGGGUCGGGAUUAGGGUUAGCUUUGGCUAAAGAACUAUUACGACUUCACGAUGGUGAUCUGAUUGUCACAUCCAAAGUCGCUGCUUCACCUGGUGAUACUCAUGGAUCAAUAUUUACCGCUCGAAUCCCCUUAUCAUUCAAACCUUCACCCCCUACUUCUUCCGCUUCGCCAGGUAUGUUUGGUAAAUACGGUACGGCAGUGGCGAACGAAGCGAUGCGCUGGACGAAAGAAGAUGCUGAAUCGUCAAGUGAAGGAGCCGCGACAGAUUCUGCCAUUGGAUCAGCCUCGAAAUUCUCUGAAGGGUUCCUGUUCGAUAGGACCGAUACUAUACUACUGGUGGAGGAUAAUGUCGACAUGAGAAGAUAUAUCAAACAAAUCUUCUCCCCGUUCUGUACGAUCAUCGAAGCGAACAACGGUCGAGAAGCUCUCGAAAUGGCGAUCUCCAAUCCACCCAACUUGAUCUUAUCGGAUAUGUUGAUGCCUCAAAUGAAUGGGCUAGAUUUACUUCAAGAAAUCCGAAAUCAUCCGAAUACCAGGAUUACACCUAUGGUCUUAUUGUCUGCUGUUGCAGGGGACGAGUCUCGAGUCGAAGCUUUGAUGAUGGGAGCGGAAGACUAUCUGGCUAAACCAUUUAAACCUAAAGAACUGGUCGCGAGAGUCCACCUACACCUGCAAGUAGGCAAGAAACGUGCUCAUUUAGAAAAACUUUUCAACGAGAGAGAAACUGAGAUCGCUGUUCUAUCGGAUUACUGUCCUUCGGGAAUCAUGAGAGCGGACGGGACCAAUGGGAUGAUCACCUAUGCAAAUAGGGCAUGGAGGGAACAGAGCGAUUUGUUAUUGGAUGAUCCCAACAAAUGGCCCGAGUAUGUGGAUGAUGAGACUAGAGAGAGGCUACAGACGGUUUGGGGUGACUACCUCAAAGGAUCGGAGAAAGAAUUAAGGGUGAAUUGGAAGUAUAAUACUGGAAAAGUGAUUUCUGGUAUUUUCAUCAAGCUUGAUAGGGUCAACCCAAACAUGUCCGGUAUACUUGGUUGUACCACUGACAUAACUCAUGAGGAACAACGAUUGGCAGAAGCUGAACAGAGAAGACAAGAAGCAGAAGAGAGUAAACAUCAACAAGAGUUGCUGAUCGAUCUGACAAGUCAUGAGAUUAGAACACCCGUUUCUGCAAUACUGCAGUGUUCGAGCUUGGUGAAGGAGAAUUUGAUUUCGUUGAAAGAUCAAUUGAGAGGAUCGGGCAGUAUUGGGUUCUGUCCGACAAAGGAGUUGUUAGAUGAUUUGGAAGAGGAUGUGGAAGCGUUAGAGAGCAUCUAUCAAUGUGGUCUAGUUCAAGAACGAAUCGCGGGCGAUGUCCUUUCUCUGGCCCGAAUCCAACUUGACAUGUUGAGCUUGUACGAUAUCGAAGUGGAUCUCCGGAAAGAAGCAAGAAAAGUAUCGUCUGUCUUUGCGAGUGAAGCCAAGACGAAGAGAAUCGAUCUGCAACUUCAAUUUGGAGAAACGCUAGAGAUGGGCAAAAUCAUGUCGAUCAAGACGGAUCCUGUCAGAUUGGGUCAGGUUGUCACGAAUCUGAUCUCGAACGCUAUUAGGUUUACUUCUGCUGGUGAUGUACGAAGAAUCACCGUCAAAUAUGAUAUAUCCUUCAACCCACCUGCCGAGGAUACUUGCGCCCUUCCACAUUCCAUUGGCAUACCUUCUUACCUACCUGCGGAAGAGGAUACUCCGCUUUGGCUGUUUGUCAGUGUCACUGAUACAGGUCCAGGAAUGAGUCCUAAGGAAUUGGCCGUGCUGUUCAAGCGAUUUGCCCAGGGAAACAAGAUGAUUCACACCAAAUACGGAGGAAGUGGUCUAGGUCUAUUCAUCUGUCGCAAGAUCACGGAACUUCUUGGUGGGCGAAUCGAAGUACUAAGUCAAUUGGGUGAAGGAAGUGUCUUCCGAUUCUUCAUCAAGACCCGGACUGUCACUCCUUCAUCUGCAUUAGCGGCAUAUGUCGAAGCUGCUAACUUGGGCGCACUUCGUUCACCUGCAAACCCAUCGUUCACCCGGUCAAGCCCUUCGCCAUCGAUUAUAUCUGGUGGAACCGGGUCGUCGAGUAUGUCUACCUCACCGUCACUGGAGAGUACCUUCGCGGAACAUGUCUUAAUCGUCGAGGACAAUAUCAUCAAUCAGACGGUAUUGAAAAGGCAGAUUGUCAAAGCUGGAUUGACUUGCGACGUCGCAAACAACGGUCAAGAAGCUCUCAACCUGAUCCGAGAAGCCCACAGACAAUCCAGACGAAGCAAUAAUGACAAUUUCACCACUACCAAUACUCAACGUAAAAAACCAUAUGACGUGGUGUUGAUGGAUUUGGAGAUGCCUGUGAUGGACGGUCUGACGGCUAUCAAAGAACUGAGAGAAGCAGAAAGUGCAGGUAGUCUUAACAGAAACAUGGUGAUUGCCCUUACGGGAAAUGCCAGACAGGGUCAAAUCGAUCAGGCCCUAGCGGCCGGGAUGGAUGAUGUCGUCAUCAAACCAUACGUACUGAAGAAUCUAUUAACGAAAAUCAAAGCGAUGACAGCCAAGCGAGAAGAACUUGAGAGAGUCUCUAGAGAAGAAUAA
Molecule: messenger RNA, 5352 nt
Organism: Kwoniella mangroviensis CBS 8507
Lineage: Eukaryota; Fungi; Basidiomycota; Tremellomycetes; Tremellales; Cryptococcaceae
Exons: 9
Coding region: 1-5352 (1783 amino acids)
Biological process (GO): protein autophosphorylation; phosphorelay signal transduction system
Cellular component (GO): plasma membrane
Molecular function (GO): histidine phosphotransfer kinase activity; phosphorelay sensor kinase activity
Source: RefSeq, a predicted model, not a curated record